This is a messenger RNA of Pseudomassariella vexata, 1023 nucleotides long. RefSeq lists its product as uncharacterized. Bases 1 to 1023 code for a protein of 340 amino acids. The record is from RefSeq and is a predicted model, not a curated record. The transcript has a single exon. NCBI's taxonomy places the organism in Eukaryota, Fungi, Ascomycota, Sordariomycetes, Amphisphaeriales, Pseudomassariaceae.
AUGUAUCAGGGUCCCCAUUCAUCCUCCACAGGCUGGCGAGGUAACCUGCCAUGCGUCUGUGGACCUCAAGAUGGCUGUGAUGUUCACAAUCCGGAAAGAGUUCUCAUUUACUACAACAUCCGCCUCCCGGUCACAACUAAGAAGUUGAAUUUUGUCCAGAAACUCCUCCCCAGCACAAAAGGCGUCACCAAUGUCCCCAGGCCACCCAAAUUCGGUGAUUACCAGUAUUCCCAGGAUGGCGAAGCAAUCAUUUCACACCUCUCGCUCGAUGCUACGUCCGUGGAUCCCUUAAGAGCGCUGCACCUCAACAUCCCGUCCAUAAUUGCUUUCUACCAUCUGGACUGGGCACGGCAAAUCCAGUCACCUCCAGAUCAAGGAGUCCUCGUCACACCAAGUGCACUGAGGUGCAAAGGCAUAUGCAAGGGAAUUGUUGAUCGAAGUCGCAUCAACUGGAGCGUCCAUUCGCUGUGGAUAAAUGGUUCAUUCUAUUUGGACCAGCGGGCUGUACUGAGCAUCGGGCCCAGAAAGGAAGAUGCUAAGUACCGCCACUCGACGGAGCACAUGGAGGAGAAGUUCAAAAUUUGCCGGCACAAGAAGUUCUAUAUUCGGUCAACGUCUUUCGAGGGCCAGCACGGUAUUCUGAAGGCGACGGUCAAGUAUGCCGUCAAGUCUCCAAGAAAGACGUUGACUCGUGACCGCGAGUGGCACAGCAUUUACGGACCCAAGGCAUAUGGCGCAGCCUGUAACGAUUGCUGUACGGACAUGGAAUAUCAGUUUGAGCUAGUCGAUGACCGUAUCGUGGUCAGUAUCAUGGCAUGGAAGGACUUGGGUGAGGGGAAGAACCGCUUCGAUCCCAAGUGGAUUAUCGCGUUGAGGGGGAAAGCCCAGGAACACAACAAACUCCCGCUCAUGAAUCGCAGUUAUAGCAAUUCAUCCGACCUAACAGUGAGGGCUGCGGCCUUGGCGGCAGAAGAGCAACCCGUACCGCAACCCGCGCCACAAACUACCAUGAAAGAAAACUAG